CGCAGCCUGUUCUUCCGGGCUGGCAGAUUCCGCGCGCCCCCACCGGGGAUGGCGACAGUCCCCGCCCCGCCGGCUCCCCACGCCCUUCAGUGUGUUGGGCUGGGUUCUGGAGACCGAGCCGUGCGACCUCGGGCCCACGGCGAGGCGGGUCAGGUAGAGGGUCCGAGGAGCCCGCGCCAGACUCGGCCACGGCGACCUGCAAGGAGAUCAGCCCCCGGGGCCCCCGGAAGCCGCGCUUUCCCACCCCGAACUCGGGAGGCCACGGAAACACCACACCUUACCCCCGAGUCUCAAAACAUCGCACCUCCGGCGUAGCCCGCCGGCCAGAGGCAGCGACCCGGGACCGGCCACGUGCGUCCAGCGCCGCGUGUGCGCGCCCCGCCCCUGGGGAGGAGCCGGCGGGCCCCGGGCCACUCCGCCAGAGCUGCUGCGGGCGGCGGGCCACCCGGAGUUGCGGGCUUUCUUUUCCAGCCGCUCCCGCUCCCUCUGCUCUCUUCCCUCCCCGGGUUCUUCCCAUCUUCUCACCUUGCCCACCCGCCCGGGCCAGGACUGCACGCUGGGCGCCCAGGUCGUGGGACCGAAAUUCUUGGUGGUAACCGCGAGAGGAGGGUGCAAGAGAGCCCGGAGAACUGGAGAAAACUGCUCUGAUCUGACUUGACUUCAACCAGGAGCUGACACCACAUAGUCAUAACCAGCAUUUACUAAGCUCUCGCAGGUUCCGAGAUGACUUGGCUGAGAUUCCGACACACCUGAGUCUGCUACUGAAGCAGUGGUCUCAUGACCAAGUUGAUAGACAGUACUGCUUGUGUCUAUGACACAGAACUCUGGCUGCCCACACUAACGCAUGAUGCUUCGGCAGGUGAAUGGCCACACUUCAGGCUCUGAUGCCCAAGGCAGGGCAUCCCUCAAGGGAGACCUACAGGAGUUCCUGGGUGGGGAGGCUCCACUCUACCAGCUGGAUGACCUCACCAAGGUGAAUCCUGUGACACUGGAAACAGUCCUGAGGUGCCUGCAGGCCCGGUACACAGAGGACAUAUUCUAUACCAAUGCUGGCUGUACCCUGGUAGCUCUGAACCCCUUCAAGCCCAUCCCUCACCUCUACGCAGCAGAGCUGAUGCAGGAGUACCAUGCUGCACCUCAGCCUCAGAAAUUGAAACCCCACAUCUUCACAGUGGGUGAACAGACCUACAGGAAUGUCAAGAGCCUAAUUGAGCCAAUCAACCAAUCCAUUGUGGUCAGUGGAGAGAGUGGAGCCGGAAAGACGUGGACAUCCCGCUGCCUGAUGAAGUUCUAUGCUGUGGUGGCUGCCUCACCUGCUUCCUGUGAGAGCCACAAGAUGGCAGAGAGGAUUGAACAGCGGAUCCUGAACUCUAACCCUGUCAUGGAAGCCUUUGGGAACGCGUGCACACUUCGGAAUAACAACAGCAGUCGCUUUGGGAAGUUCAUCCAGCUCCAGCUGAACAGAGCCCAGCAGAUGACGGGAGCUGCAGUCCAGACCUACCUCCUAGAGAAAACGCGUGUGGCUUGUCAGGCCUCCAGUGAGAGGAACUUCCACAUCUUCUACCAGAUUUGCAAAGGAGCCACCAAGGAUGAGAGGCUCCAGUGGUACCUCCCUGAAGGAGCUGCCUUCGCCUGGCUACCCAAUCCAGAAAACAAUUUGGAAGAGGAUUGUUUCGAGUUGACCAGAGAGGCCAUGCUCCAUUUGGGCAUCGACACCCCCACCCAGAACAACAUCUUUAAGAUCCUGGCUGGACUGCUGCACCUUGGCAAUGUCCAUUUUGCUGACUCAGAAGAUGAAGCCCAGCCCUGCCAACUGAUGGGUGGUACCAAGGUCUCUGUCAGGACCUCAGCCUCACUGCUGCAGCUCGCAGAGGACAUGCUGCUGGAGACUAUUCAGAUUCGAACCAUCAAGGCAGGCAAGCAGCAGCAGGUGUUCCGGAAGCCGUGCUCCCGAGCCGAGUGUGACACCCGAAGAGACUGUCUGGCCAAACUGAUCUAUGCACGGCUGUUCGACUGGCUGGUAUCAGUGAUCAACAGCAGCAUCUGUGCAGACUCCAGCUCAUGGACUGCCUUCAUAGGUCUGCUGGAUGUGUAUGGGUUUGAGUCCUUCCCUGACAACAGCUUGGAGCAGCUGUGCAUCAACUACGCCAAUGAGAAGCUGCAGCAGCACUUUGUGGCUCACUACCUGAGGGCACAGCAGGAGGAAUAUGCAGUUGAGGGCCUGGAGUGGUCAUUUGUCAACUACCAGGACAACCAGACCUGUUUAGAUCUCCUCGAGGGGAGCCCCAUCAGCAUCUGCUCCCUCAUAAAUGAGGAAUGCCGCCUUAAUCGGCCAAGCAGUGCAGCGCAGCUACAGACACGCAUCGAGAGUGCACUGGCAGGCAAGCCCUGCCUGGGCCAUAAUAAGCUCAGCCGGGAGCCCAGCUUUGUGGUCGUGCACUUCGCAGGACCCGUACGAUACCUCACAGAAGGCCUGGUGGAAAAGAACAAGGACCCUGUUCCCCCUGAGCUGACUGGGCUCCUGCAGCAGUCCCAAGACCCUCUGCUCAUGAUGCUAUUUCCUGCUAACCCUGAAGAGAAGACCCAGGAGGAGCUGUCUAGCCAGAGCAGGGCUCCUGCGUUGACUGUGGUGUCCAAGUUCAAGGCCUCACUGGAACAGCUCCUGCGGGUCCUACAUAGCACAACACCCCACUACAUUCGCUGUAUCAAGCCCAACAGCCAGAGUCAGCCACAGACCUUCCUCCAGGAAGAGGUCCUGAGUCAAUUGGAGGCCUGUGGCCUUGUAGAGACCAUCCACAUCAGUGCUGCUGGCUUUCCCAUCCGGGUCUCUCACCAAAACUUCGUGGAACGAUAUAAAUUGCUGAGAAGGCUCGGACCUCACACAUCCUCUGGCCUCUGGGGCCUGUGUUCUGCCAAAGGGCCCACUGAGCAGCCUCUGUGUGCCAGGGAGGCCACACUGCAGCCUCUACUGCAGGACAUUCUCCAUGCUCUGCCAGCUUUAAUUCAGACAGCGAGCGCUCCCGGUGACCCAGCCAAGGCCACACAAGUCCCACUGUACUGUGGCAGGACAAAGAUUUUCAUGACUGACUCCAUGUUAGAGCUUCUGGAGUGUGGGCGUGCCCAGAUGCUGGAGCAGUGUGCCCGCUGCAUCCAGUGUGGCUGGAGGCGACACCGUCUCCAAAAGCAGGAGAAACAGAGGCAGGCUGCGGUGCUCAUUCAGGCAGCUGUCCGGUCCUGGCUAACUCGGAAACACAUCAAAAGGUUACACAUAGCUGCCACGGUCAUCAAGCGUGCGUGGCACAAGUGGAGAAUCAGAAUGGCCUGUCUUGCCUCUAAAGAACUGGAUGGUAUGGAGGAGAAACCCAUGCCACGGGCUCCCAGCUCCCUGAGCUCCUCGCUGCCCCCAGCACAUACUAAACUACUGGGGGCAAUAAUCCACCUCUGGCCCCUGGGACUGGUGCUAGCCAACUCAGCUGUGGGUGUGCGAGGCUUUCAGAGGAAACUGGUGGCCCAUGCCUGCCUCCGGCUUCCCACGGGCAGCCCCAGCAACAAGUUCCAGACACCACAACAAGAUCAGGCUGGUAUUACGUCCAUCAGAGCACUGCCUCGGGUAUGUUCUCGUUCUGUGAUACCGUGUUGUCCUUCCCUCGGCUCCAGGUUGUUCACUGAGCAAGGCAGUGAACAAAGCUUGCCCUCUAGGGGGGUGGGGAGGUUAGCACAAAGCCCUAACCUGCUGAGUAAGCCAAAAUCUACAGGUGUGGAUUUCUGCCAUUGUUUCAGCUAAAAACCGGGACUCUUGAGAGCCCUUCAUGACUGCUUCUAAGCAUUUGGCCUCUGAGUGUUUGGCUCUUCCUCAGUUAGACAUGUACCUCAGCCCUGUCUCCUCUACCAGAUGGUUAGCUGUAAGGAAUUAAAGAGUGGCAUAGUUAACUGUUGGACAUUAGUCCCCCUUCUAAGAAAUGAGCGUGGCCAUUAAUUUGUCACCUCAGAUGAUACUGCAUUUGGCAGUCUCCUCAAAUCGUAUCACUUGGGAAAUGUAUGGCGGGUCCUGUGUGUUAUUUAUACCACUGUCUCAUUGGAAAGCAGACCCACAGCCUGUCUUAGCUCAGCCCCUGCCCUGGAUAACCUUGGUGUGGUAGAUGAUCUCAGAACCUCCACUGUUCUCCUCUGGAAGACUGGGUUAAUACCCAGCCUGGUACAAAGGACCAGAGGACAGAAAUGGAGUCAACAAGAAGCUACAUACAUAAUCUGUACAGAAUCUCCCUAAAAUUGACAAGGGGUAAAGAGAACCGUUCUGAUCUUCCUUCCUACGAUUUCCUGUCACGCUGAGUGGAUAUGACAUUUUAUUCCUGAUUUCUCUCUCUGGGCUGUCUUUGGGCCCUACCACUCAUAAUCUCUUUCUCCCUAGGGCUCAAUAAAGUUCCACUGCAGGAAGUCUCCACUUCAGUACGCUGACAUCUGCCCUGAACCUUCAGA
This is a messenger RNA of Onychomys torridus (southern grasshopper mouse), 4476 nucleotides long. RefSeq names its product myosin XIX (gene Myo19). The coding region runs from base 845 to 3784 and encodes 979 amino acids. The record is from RefSeq and is a predicted model, not a curated record. Gene Ontology annotation, biological process: vesicle transport along actin filament; actin filament organization. Gene Ontology annotation, cellular component: vesicle; cytoplasm; actin cytoskeleton. The transcript has 25 exons. Lineage: Eukaryota; Metazoa; Chordata; Mammalia; Rodentia; Cricetidae. Gene Ontology annotation, molecular function: ATP binding; microfilament motor activity; actin filament binding.